Paramisgurnus dabryanus is the source of this 3910-nucleotide messenger RNA. It is a transcript of the gene c17h14orf180, whose product is annotated as chromosome 17 C14orf180 homolog. Gene Ontology annotation, cellular component: transport vesicle; plasma membrane; trans-Golgi network. Gene Ontology annotation, biological process: positive regulation of Golgi to plasma membrane protein transport. The record is from RefSeq and is a predicted model, not a curated record. NCBI's taxonomy places the organism in Eukaryota, Metazoa, Chordata, Actinopteri, Cypriniformes, Cobitidae. Gene Ontology annotation, molecular function: connexin binding.
CCUCCCUCCCACGCACCCACGCCUCCUGCCCUUCACCCUCAGAGCGUGAGAGGAGGGAGAUGAGAAGCUGCAAUCUUUUCCGGUUUCGAUUGUGCAGCGACGGAUCGCUAUUAUUUUUGCUUUCUCCCCACGCUCACGGUGUCUUUUUUUUGCAUUCUCUGUGGUGCUCCAUGCCUCUGGACUGACUGCUUCUCAAUGCCUAUGCUGCAGCUCAGAUGGGAGACGUAAGUGUAGUCUGGCACCUGAACAAGCACAGUAGGUCUCUCUGGCGGGCCAUCCCAGGCACGGGAUGCUGAACGGGAGCCGUGAGGGUUUGUUUGAACUGGGCAGGCAGCUUCAGCAAAAAGGAGACUCCCAAGCUGCUCUGCAUUGCUUCCUGAGCUCCUUGCUGGGGCUGACACAUGUGCAGAGCUUCCAAUCACUACCCAACUGCCUGCAUCAGAUUGCUGAACUGUACAUUGAUGAGAAAAAUUAUGGGAAAGCUCUGCAGUUCAUUCAGGCGGAGAAGAUGUUCUACGAAGUGGCAUUGAUCGAGCUCACCUCGCUGCAGGGAAGCACAGGGUCUCAGGAAGACGGAUCUCUGGGAACAUCAGGAUGUUUGUCCCAGGAGGAGUUAUCAGAACAGACUUCACAGGCCCAGGAUCUUGAGCGGCUGGCCCAGCUCUGCAUCAUGAGCAAAAGACCCCAUCUUGCAUUGGAGUACAGUGGCAAGGCCACUAAAAUCAACCAGCGGGCUUUUGGUAAUGAUCACCCCAUCACGGCCCGGAGUCUGGAGCUGCUUGCCACCGUCUAUGCUGAGAUUGGCAAAACAGAAUAUACUAAUUCAUUAGGUGAGUGUGUGUCGACUCUUUCGAAGAGGUUCACUGCCACUGAAUCAUUUAGCGAUGCUUUAAGUGGCAUUUCUCAAAGCCAUAAGGACAAACACUCUGAGCUGAGGCACAGAAAAGAAACAUACACACAACAUGAAUCUCCUACAAAUAAGAUCACAAGUGAAAAGCUGCCCACCUCCAUCCUGAAAAGGUCCAGUGUGAGCAAUGUAGAGUCAGCAUCACUGCGCAGACGAAAAACCGAGAGGCGAGUUCGCUUCAAAGAGCCGGAGAUAACAGUUCACGACAUUCCAUACUAUGACUGUUUAGGAGUGUAUGACACGCCUCAGAACAAUUUGCAUCUGGCCCUGCUGACCUGCCUUUUCCUGCUGCUGUCUGUGCUUGGUCUCGUUCUGUACUGCACAGACCGCCGAAGACCUCAGCGCUCCUGCGAGGAGCUGCAGACGGUGCUGGCUGUCUACCUGCUCCAAUUUAAGCAGAUAGUCUGGGCCUGCUGGAUAUGGCUGACCAUGCAAUAACUGUAACAAACCACAGGGGGCUGUCUGUGGCUAAGAGAAAACAUGAAAGGUUAGGAUGACAGAGAAACGGAAAUUUUAUUACUAAGAAACUGCUUUAUUUUUAAGGUUAUAUUUAGACUGGGCACCAGUCAAUAUCUAUGUGGAUGUUUAACAUCCAAUUCUGUUGUUUUUAGUUGUUUAAAGGCCAUGAGCUUUUCAGCACCAUUAACCUGGUGUGCAUUUUUUGCCCUUUAUGGUGGCAUAGCUAAUGUCACAUCCUCAUUAUACCAAAACAUAUAUAAAUGACCUCUGUAUGUAGUGCUUUACCAUUGUAGCAAUUAUAGGCAAUCUGUUGGAAUGCAUUUCUUUAUCUCCAUCCAAAAUACCUUUGCAGGAAUAUUAAUGAAAACUUUUAUCACUUUCAGAAUUUUUGUAGAACCAUAGAAACAGAGUACAAAUGAUUUCUGUACACCAGAAUUGGAGCCCGACUAAUACAUUGGUAGACUGCCAUUGAAAGUUCAAUCAUCCUUGAAUAAUUCAAUGUGAAUGAAUGCCAGCCAUAAUUUGCCCCACUAAAAUAAUCUGGUGUAUUUAAAGUGGAUGAUUUCAACGGCACACUUUCUGUGUACCAAACAAAGUAUGCAGGAUUCAGACAUGUGUUUGUAUUGAUAUAAACAGCUCUCCCAAAAAGGGCUUUCUUGGGUUCCUUACAGACGCACUGAUGUAAGAUCCAAGUAAUAAUUUCAGGAAAAAGUUAUAAUUCAUUUACUCAAUAAGAAAAUGAUUUCCACACUAGCUUUAAAAUCAUUGUUUUAGAGCUACUAUAGCGUUACCUGUUUGAGGAAAUAGAGAGGGAAUUAAAUGCUUAUGGCAGUGGUUCUCAAACUUUUUAAAAUGCGCCUCAGCCCCUCUGUAGGGUGCAUCCCAUCAUUAUGCCCCCCAAAGAAAAUUCAUGACCUUUUAAACAAUUUAAACUUAUAAUUUGAAUGAAACAAAACAUAUUAAGAUGUACUGCUGUUGGUUAGUAGCCUUAUUGUCUAUAAUUAUGAGGAAUUCAUGUAUUUUUUUUUAAUAUUUUUAUAUUUCAUAAAAAAUUCCUUUUCACUCCCAGUUUGAGAACCACUGGCACGUGUUUUAUUUAAGACCACAAGUUUGGAUAUAUGGCCACAUUUGUUUACCCGAAUAUUUUGCAGAAAUAAUGCCUAUCUUCACUUAAAAAAACACCUGUGAGGUGUUUUUGUUAUAUCAGCACUUUAUUAGACCGUAAAAUCAGUGUGCACACUGUACACUUUUUUUGUUUGUUUGUUUUUAUAUUAUUUUGUUUGUUCUACUAUUUUGCAUUUAAUGCAUUUGCUGUAUAUACUGAUAUUGAAUGUCUCAGUGGAAUGCAAGACAAUAAUAUUUAUUUGACAAAUUAUUAGCUAUAGUAUUAGAGUACAAAUAUGCAUUUAAUGCACUUAUAAAACAUGUACUGUACAGUAUAUACAGAAGGACGCUAAACAUUGUUAAUGAAUAUAUUUAAAUGUGUAUGUGAAAAGAGAGGAACUGGCACAAUGACUACACCUUUAACAUUUAUCUACACAAGUUUAAAUUAAGGGCAAAGCUGUUACUUUAAGCACAAAUGUUUCCAUCUUAAAGUAUCUCUGUAAGAGAUAGAAACUGUUUAAAGGAUGAGUUGGCCAUAUUUUGUGUCAUGUACUGCCAGAUUAACUGGCAAAAGAAAGAAUGCCAUUUAAAAUUGUUGACUGCUUUAUUAUGCUCGCAAUAUUUGUUUCAAUUUUACGUGUUACUAACAGCAUUGUUGCAGAAAUCCAACAGUGCAUUCUUUUCGUUUAUUGUUUUAUAAGAAUUUUCUUUUCUAUCUUUAUUUUUACUACUCUUUCACACGUUUAAACUUUUAAUCUUUCUUUAUAUCUGCAGUUGUUAUCUCUAUUUUUCUAGUCUUUGUGCAAGCAUUUUCUAUGAAACUACAUCCAUAUUUUAUGUCGAUCACAGAACUAUUGUUUACAUAGCAUUCUUUCAUUCAUUCUAUACAAUAGUUGCAUGUAUUUAACUUACAAUAACAAGAAAGGCUUUGAUUCUUAUCAUUAAAGUUUUCAAUGAUUUUCCAGAAUCACUAAACUUUCUGUGUCACACUUCCCCAGUUCUUAACUCUUUCCUCGCCAUUGACAAGUUAUCUCGUCAAUUAAGAAAAAAUUGAAGCCAGAACGUUAUUUACUAAUUUUAAACUCUAUGUAUGUUUUGAUAAUCUUUCUAAAUCUGAUCUCUAACAAAAUUCCUUCACAAAAAUGCACUUAUUUCAGCUUUUUGCUAAAGAAUUCGUAUUUUUAAAGAAACAUAUCCAUAUUUAAGAGUUUAUAAGCAGAGAAUAUAGAAACAUAUAGAUAGGAUUAAACAGUUUUUCCCUGUUUUGUUUGUUUGUUUAUUGUUUGUUUGUUUAUUGUUUGUUUGAAAGCAGAGGGUCUGUUCUUUCAUUUGAUAUUUUUGUAUGUUUAUAUAUUUAGAAGAACAUUUUCCUGGAAGGCAUUUUGUGAAACAUUUGUGAAAGUCACAUAAAAUGCUGGUGGGCAAGCUUUUCAAAAAAUG